Punica granatum (pomegranate) is the source of this 2205-nucleotide messenger RNA. NCBI's taxonomy places the organism in Eukaryota, Viridiplantae, Streptophyta, Magnoliopsida, Myrtales, Lythraceae. The record is from RefSeq and is a predicted model, not a curated record.
UAAUAAUGGAAUCGUGAAGGUAAUGAACAAGUGGGAGAGUUUCCCACUUAUAUGGCUACCUUCCAAUAGCUCUCUCCCCUCCCCCCACAAGCCCGUAAUUCCCAAUCCUGACUGAAUACACACCCAAACAAACAGCCGCUCCCUCCGCCUAUGUUAUGGCCAACGCUACCUCUCCCACCAACACCGAUUCCUCCUCCUCCGCCACCGCCUCUCUCGCCAAACGCCGAAAACUAGUCCACAACGACCGCAACCCUCAGCCGUCCCUCCUCCCCGGCCUCCCCGACCACAUUGCCCAUCUCUGCCUCUCAAGAGUCCAUCCCGCCUCUCUCUACUCCGUCUGCCGCUCCUGGCGCCGCCUCAUCUACUCCUCCUCCUUCCCCCCCUUCCUCUCCCUCUAUGCCCUCCUCUCCCAGUUGGACGAACCCUCCUCGCCGGCGCCCGACCAUAGCAGCAGCCUCAGCAGGAUCGAGUUCGCGACCUUCGACCCGGUCUCCUCACGGUGGCUGCCCCUCCCCCCGCCGCUUCCCGAUCAGCCUCUCAGCAUCCUCCUCCGUCACCGCUCCUUCCUCUCCCGGAUCUUCCCGAUCCAGUCCGUCGCGGUCUCUGGCAACCUCGUCCUUCUCGCUGCCACCGCCAACAACUUCUUCCCAGCCAUCCCCUGCCCCCUCGUGUUCAACCCCACCACCAGAGCCUGGUCCGCCGGCCCGCCGCUCUCCUCCCCCCGCCGGUGGUGCACCGCAGGUGUCUUCCGUGGUGCCGUCUACGUUGGGAGCGGCGUCGGAUCCCAGUUCAGCGCCGACGUCGCGAGGUCCUUUGAGAAAUGGGAUCUCAACGGGAACGACCUCCGCAGCUCGGCCGGUCACGCCUGGAAAUGGCAGAAACUGAGGGAGUUGAAGGACAUAAGGUUCAGCCGAGAUGCGAUAGAGGCCGUCGGAUGGAGGGGGAAGCUCUGUAUGGUCAACGUGAAGGGGGGAGCUGUCAGGGAAGGAAUCGUUUACGACGUGGCGGAGGACAUAUGGGAGGAGAUGCCCAAGGGGAUGAUCGGCGGGUGGAAGGGCCCAGCGGCCGCGAUGGACGAGGCUGAGCUCUACGCGGUGGAUGAGGCUAACGGGUCACUCCGGAGGUACGACCCAGAGAGGGAUGAGUGGGAUGAUGUGAUCGUAUCCGCCGAACUCAAGGGUGCCCAGCAGAUAGCUGCUGCGGGUGGGCGCGUGUGCGCACUCAGUGGUGACGCCGGCUGCCAGAUCGUCGUGGUAGACGCUGCAGCAUCUCCGCCCAGGACCUGGGUAGUGGAGACCCCCAAGGGGUCGCGAGCGGUGUCGGUCCACAUCAUGCCGAGGAUGAGCCAGCAGGAUGACGCAUACCUCUGAUACAUGAUUUCUCAUCGAUCCAUCAAGCGAUCAGAAGCCAAUAUUACGAGCAAUCAAAUACAUAUAUUCCAAUAUAGAGAACACGAUGGCCGACAUGGAUGCAAUCUUAAUGCAAUUUGAGUUAUCAAUGGACUGCGAAAUUCGGAAUCAGCUAUAGCUCCGGGGUGGGUCAAUUGAAGAUUUUUCAAUUCAUUCGGGGAGUUCCAUUGAUUCCAGCAGCAAGGAACGCUCUGUCCCAUCUCCGUUCCGUUCAGCUCCCCCACGUAAGACAUUGUCGGGAAGGUCCGACCACUACGGUGAUCUCCAUUGGCGGAGUGGGAGCAACUCCAAUCUCUUUGCCUCCUCGCAGCCGACCUUCUCUUUGCCCUCACAAGCAAAAUUACGGAAUGGUUGUCAACAUGCUUGCAAUUCGGAAGAUCUUCCAAAGUAUGUAGAGCAACUAGCUAGAACUAACAAAGCCCAACUGGAGGAACUGAAGAAAGAUGCCCUUGAAGCAAUGGAAACUCAGAAAAAGAGAUCUUGCAACUUUGAGAGAGGCAAGUUCAUUGAGACAGAAGGUCCCGCAGCAAAACGCGGGCUUUGUCCUAGUUUUGAUAAAGACGGAUUUACAUUAGUUCUAGUUAAGUUUCCCUUCCAAGUUUUAUUAGCAUGUCAAAUUAUCCAUGGUAUGACAAACAUACAUGAACAUCGGCAAGACGUUUCGUCUCUCGUGUUAAGCAUUCGUAGUCUUCAUUUGACGCUGAAAGACGAAGAAGUAGAUCCUAUAUUGCCAUGUGACAUUGUAAUUUGCUUUAUAUAUAUAUAUAUAUAUAUCUGUAAAUGUAAUUUUUCAUCU